AGUGUGUCCAAUAAUCUAGAGCAAUAAAUUGUUCAUCGUCUGAAUCAGUAACAUUUUUCUACCAAAAUUUCCACCAAUCAUAAUCCACAUUUAUUUCUCCUCCAAAUAUUAAAAAAAAAAAUCAGUACCGUAUUUUAGUACAGAUUUUUGCCCUUCUCAAAGUAUAUAAAAUUGAACAGACGGCACCGUCUUCGUCUCUCUUUUUUUUUCCUCGCUCUCUCACACGGAAGCCAUGACUAGCUCCUCCGCUCAUUCACGCAAGGCUUUAAGCAAGAUCGCAUGUAAUAGACUCCAGAAAGAGUUAGUGGAGUGGCAAGUUAAUCCACCUGCCGGAUUUAAGCACAAAGUAACUGAUAAUCUCCAAAGAUGGAUAAUCGAAGUCAACGGAGCCCCUGGAACGAUUUAUGCGAAUGAAACUUAUCAGCUUCAAGUUGAUUUUCCUGAGCAUUACCCUAUGGAGGCACCCCAGGUGAUUUUCAUCCCUCCGGCUCCUCUACAUCCUCACAUUUAUAGCAAUGGACAUAUUUGUUUAGAUAUUCUGUAUGAUAGCUGGUCCCCGGCUAUGACUGUCAGUUCCAUUUGUAUCAGCAUCCUCUCCAUGUUAUCAAGCGCAACUGUGAAGCAACGGCCAACUGAUAAUGAUCGAUACGUUAAGAACUGUCGGAAUGGGAGAUCUCCCAAGGAGACGAGAUGGUGGUUCCAUGAUGAUAAAGUGUAAUAUUUUAGAACUGUUAUCUAUCUCUUAUAACUGCGAGGGUUUCAUCAGGAGAGAUGGGAAAAGGAUGGCCCUCCCUAAAUGCUGUGGUAACCUUCUAAAUUUGCCUUUGUUGCUGUGUAUGAAAUUGUGAAUCAAACAUAGAUUUAAUUUGAAUGUGGCUGCCUCCUUCAAGCAGCGGAGUAGGAAAUCCAAUAUAAACCUGUUUCCUAAUCAUGUUAGGACACCCAUUUGUCAAAUCAUGGUAGGGUGCAUGGGAGGACCGUCAACGUAAUAACGUUAUUGCAUGUUGAUGAUGAAGUAAUUGAAUGUACGGCUAACUCAUGCUGUUGAUAAUAUCUAUGGAGAGUUAAAGCCUGCAGCAUAACUGCAUGAAACUCGAUUUUGUGUUAAA
Molecule: messenger RNA, 1109 nt
Organism: Gossypium arboreum
Lineage: Eukaryota; Viridiplantae; Streptophyta; Magnoliopsida; Malvales; Malvaceae
Product: probable ubiquitin-conjugating enzyme E2 18
Exons: 6
Coding region: 233-718 (161 amino acids)
Source: RefSeq, a predicted model, not a curated record